Messenger RNA from Tarenaya hassleriana, 3803 nucleotides. RefSeq names its product probable serine/threonine-protein kinase kinX. NCBI's taxonomy places the organism in Eukaryota, Viridiplantae, Streptophyta, Magnoliopsida, Brassicales, Cleomaceae. The transcript has 5 exons. Bases 183 to 2537 code for a protein of 784 amino acids. The record is from RefSeq and is a predicted model, not a curated record.
UGUCUUAACCUGACUCUAAGAUCAAGUCGAUUACUGAAAAGCGCGGUCCCUUUCUCGUCCACUGGAGCACAAAUUCUCUCUCUCUCUCUCUCUCUCUCUCUCUCUCUCUCUCUCUCUCUCUCUCGUUCAAAGGGUUUUACCCUCUCGCCCUCUCCCUCUUAAAGAAAAAGUCAGAGCGGAAAAUGAUGGGCGGCGUCAGUGGCGGCGGCGGAGGCGGAGGUAACAGAGCGGAGGCGGAACGGUGGUUAGUGACGGCGGAGAAGCUACUCGGCACCGGUGACCUUCACGGCGCUAGGAACUUCGCGAUCCGCGCGUGUGAGUCUGAUCCCCACCUCGCUGAGCCCGCCGAGUUAAUCCUCGCCGUCGCCGAAACUCUUGUCGCUGGAGAAUCUCGCGUCGGAGGCACCAACAUGCCCGACUGGUACGGCGUUCUACGGCUCGUCCGAUUCACUCAUAACCCCGAACUCGUCGGAACUCAGUACAGUAGACUCUCCAUGCUGCUUAACCCCAACCGGAAUCGGUUCCCGUACGCCGACCAGGCGUUCAGGCUUGUCUCUGAUGCGUGGUUUGUUCUGUCGGAUCCUUCGAGGAAGGCGUUGUACGAUCGGGAGCUGCAACUGAGUCACUUUGGCCAACUCGGUCAAUUAGGGUUUCAGCUUUUCAAUCAACCAGUGCAGCACCAGCACCAGCACCAGCACCAGCACCAGCAACCGCAAACGCAAACACAGACACAGGCACAGACGCAGACGCAGACGCAGACACAGACUCUGUCGUUUCAGGACCAGCAGUUGCCGUUUCAGCUUCAUUCACAGCCUCCGCCGCCGCAGUCGCAAUUUCAGCAGCAGCAGCAGCGCCAGCAGCUUCAGCAGCCGUCGCAGCAGUAUCUACAUGUAAGGCAAGAACAAACGGAGUCGAUUAGAAGUGGUUCUAGUGGUUCUAGUGGUAGUAGGAACUACAAACAACCAGUGAAGGAAGAUAAAUUACUGAAUUUGAACAAUGCAACCGAAAGGGCUCAACCAACUCAAUUCCCUGACUCGGACAAGCUAGGCUGGUCCAUCGGCUUGGCUCAUCAGAAUCGUUCGUCUGAGACAUUGUGGCCGCCUGACUCCACUCGGUCCUCAAAGCCAACGAGGCCGUCUGAGCCGAUGUGCCCGGUUGAGCCAAUGUGCUCGGUUGAGCCUAUGCGGCCCUCUGAGUCUAUGCGGCCAUCUAAAUCGUCACAUCUGUCUGAUUCGUUGUGGCCAGCAAAGUCAACCAGGUCUUCAGAGCCAAUACGGCCCUCUGAGCCAGUGAGACCAUUUGAGCUACCGAAGCCAACCGAGCCUCUGCUGCAUGCUGAGCCUAUGCUGACCUCUGAGCUUAUGCAGCCAUCUGAAUCUGUACAUUCGUCUGAGACAUUACGAUUAUCAAAGUCAACUCGGUUGUCUGAGCCAGUGAAGCUGUCUGAGCUUCUGCGCCCAUCUGAGCCCACAUGGCCAUCUGAGCCUAUGCAGCCAUCUGAAUCGGUACAUUCGUCUGAGCCAAUGUGGCCACCUAAGCAUUCUCGGUUGUCGGAACCAGCACAGGUGUCACAACCAGUACAGCCAUCUGAGCCAAUGCCGCCGUCUGAGCCUACCCAACUGGCUAAACCCAUACCCACGAGUGAGGUAACGCAGCUGCGUGAGCCUACUCAACCCAAUAAGUCUGUGAAGUCAUCCGAGCCAAAGGGCCCUUCUGAGCCACCUACUAGGACAUCUGAGCCAGUCAAGGCAUCAGAGUCAGCUCAGCCCUCGGAGCCGCCUCUCGUCUCUCGGCCUACUGGUCCCUCGCCACCACCUCCAGUCUCCCAUCCAACUCGUGUCUCGGAGAUACAUAUGGCUUCCGAGCAAACACUGCCACCGUCCAUACAAGCUAGGCCAAGUAGGGUUGCACAGUCUACUACUGCUUCUGAGCCCAAGGCACUGAGUUUCUGGACUACUUGUCCAUACUGUUUUGUGCUUUAUGAGUAUCCUGAUAUUUACGAGGAAUGCGUGCUCCGAUGCCAGGCUAAGAGCUGCCGGAGAUCUUUUCAGGCAGUUAAGCUUCCUUCUCCACCCCCACUUACUGAAGACGACCGUUAUUAUUGCUGUUGGGGUUUCUUCCCGAUAGGGUUCUCAAAGACGACUGAAACCUCUGAUGGGGUUUUGCCAAAACCGGUGCAAAGACAGUCUUCUCCGAGGGUAUAUUAUGACGAUGAUGAUGUUUACGUAGAAAUUUCUGAACCUAGUGAGGAGGACGAGGAUGACCAUGAUUGGCGGUGGAACGAGAAGAUGAAAAAGAAAGCAAAGAUAGGUCAGCCGAAAAAAUCACCUGCAAAACCUACUAAGAGGAAGCUUGGAAGACCUCGCAAAGUAAUUCAAAAUCCAUCGACUAGCGAAGCUAUUGGGCAAAACGGUGCAGAGUGUGUACCCAAGAGAAGGCCUGGGAGACCUAAGAAACAAGUUCAGAAUCCAUUAUCAUAUCAAGUUAGUGGAGACGGACAUGGUGGUGGAUCUGUGGGUCAGUGGGGAGGAGAGUAACAUUGAAGGAAUUGGCAUUUUGAGAAGCUUGAUGAGUUCUUUUGUAGUUUGCCGAUACUUUCAUCGGUGGCAGAUGAUAAGGUUAAAGGCUGCUGAUUGAAUCUAAUUGAUAAUAUCAGGAAUAAUGCUUGCCUAAAGGGGUUGAAGAUAUCAAAUGUUCAAGCUGUUGCAGGAUGCCAAACUAUCGCCCAGACGCUGUAUUGGUCUUGUGCGAGUAACAAAGUAUGUUCUCCUUUUGCUCCUUAUGAUGAAAAUUAUGGCUCUGAACCAUGUUAUAUUCGUGUUUUACGACUUUUUUUGCGAUGUUAGUGGUAGGUCAUAAUUGAAAGAUGGUUCUUUCUGGAUCAAAUGUUUUAUCGAGUUCUUAACUUUUCGUUGCUGUUUCUGUUUAUACGAGUCGAAAGUGCAGGUCUUUCUCAAACUGACAGAAGCGGCAGGAUGGAUGACCGUCUAUCGUUGCCUGCGGAAAACAGACUCGGCCUUUUUCCCCAUUCACUCUGUGCCUGAAACACAAUAACAAGUUUCUACGAUGGGUUGGAUUAAUACUCUGCAUCUUCUAUGUUUUCUUUUCUGAUUAUUUGCCUUGAUGACGAUUGUUCCUUACGACAUCUGGAUUCGUCAAGACGGCGAUCCAAUUCCAGAAGCUAUUUACGAUGUUUUUUGUUUUAGUUUGGUGCAGAGAUAAGAGCGCCUUUCGUCGCCUUUUUUGAGCUUCGAGUAUCGAAUCCAAUUUACUACAACACCAAACAUUUGGAACUCAUAACGGGGUUCGGAUUCAGGCUUUAGAAGGUGUUGAGAAGAACGGUAUGGAAGGAAAACUCGGUCUCGGAAAACCAGGAAGUUGAGGCAAACCAGGCCGCAUCGGAAGAUCGGAAAAGCUGUGGAAAACCAGGAAUCUUAGGCAAUCCAGGCCGCUCUGGGAGGAAACCCGGGACUUCCGGGAAUUUCGUCGCAGGAAUUUGCUGGAAAAGCUGUCUCGAUGCAAGAGCGGAACUGAUCAUGCACAAAAACGUAAGAGCCACCAAGAAGGAAGUAACUGAGAGAGGAUCUUGAAUGAAGCCAUUGUUGUUUUGUUGUCUCAUCUCAUGGAUCCAUGAGGUUUAUAUAUAGGAGAAGAGCUUGAAGGAAGUAACUGAGAGAGGAUCUUGAAUGAAGACAAUAAGAGGUUGUGCUAGAUUUGUCUCUGAUGGUUUUAGGGUUUGUCGCUUUGACUUUGAGAUUGAAUCUUUUGACCAAUUACAAGAAAUACUAAACUGUUAACCUUCA